AUCUGUUAAACAGUCAGACUGAAACUCUCCGCUCAUUUCUACCCUGAACCCUGUUUAGUCAUAUAUUCAUCAAGUUAAAAGGUAGAAAUUACCGAAAGGAAGACUUCACGUAAACUGACGUGGAAGUAGGGCUUGCCUGAGAUCUUUGCGCAGCCCGUUCAGCCCGCUGCGGAGAAGCAAAAAGCCUGCCAGUUAUUUGACAGCUAGGCACUCGACGUCAGGAUACCGUACAGCCAUAGUGAUACUUGGCUACGUGUCAUCGGCAAUUUAACUGUACGAUAAUAAGUUUACACGUCAAGUGAACCACUUGUUUUGAACAAGAUGAUCUUUAGACCUAGGUGGCUUUAUUUUAGUAAAUUAACGUUAACCAACCUGCAUUGUUGACGGCGAACUAGCAACUUGUUAGCUGGCUAGCAAUAGGGAACCUCCUAGCACUAUUAUGGUUAGCAAGUGUUAGCUACAUUGUCUUACUAUGUCAUUAAUUUGGAUAUCGUCAACAGUCGUUGUUUAUCGAGGCUCAGCUGGAGCUAUCUUGUGUUUACAUGGUCAGCUGAAGUGCUCUGUGAGCAUGUGAUAGUCGUAACAAUACUGGAUCAACUACAGAACAACCUCACUGGAAUAUGGAAAUGGAGCUGGGAGGAAUCUUACAUUUAUCUACAUCCGUCUCUCUCCCAAAACGAGGAUGAUCGGGGCUCUAAAGGAGGACACCUGUGCCUGCUGGACUGUUUGACUUUGUGUGGGAGUUGGACAAUGGACAGGAGUUUGUUUGUCCAUAUUAAAGCUUAACCCGAAGCAAGACUACAUGAGGAGAGUAGGAAACAAACAGUGCUGGGGAAUGAGCCACACAUCUGGCACAGGGAUGAUGCUAAAGGCCCUACUGAUCGCCAGUCUUCUUGGCUGGGCGAAAUGUCAAGAGAGUCAGAGCAUGACGCCAGAGGAGAAGACUGUUAUCAGGGACCAGAUUGUUGAAAUGUUUGAUCACGCUUAUGGCAGUUACAUGAAAUAUGCCUAUCCAGCAGAUGAGCUGAUGCCUCUGAGCUGCAGGGGGAGAGUCCGUGGCCAGGAGCCCAACAGAGGGGACAUUGAUGACUCCUUGGGCAAGUUUUCUCUCACAUUAAUUGACACCCUUGAUACCUUGGUGGUCUUAAAUAAGCUUGAUGAGUUUGAGGACGCAGUGAGGAAGGCUGUGAGAGAUGUACGCCUGGACAACGAUGUGGUGGUGUCUGUGUUUGAGACCAACAUCAGAGUUUUAGGAGGGCUUUUGGGAGCCCACGUGAUGGCUGACCUUUUACGUCAACGUGGGGAGAGGAUGCUGUGGUAUCGUGAUGAGCUCCUACACAUGGCCAAAGAGCUAGGCCAUCGAUUACUGCCUGCCUUUAACACCACAAGUGGCCUUCCCUACCCAAAGGUGAAUCUGCGGUACGGAGUGCUAAACCCACUUUCACGCACAGGCACUGAAUCAGACACCUGCACAGCAUGUGCUGGAACAAUGAUCCUGGAGUUUGCUGCCCUUAGCAGACUAUCAGGAGAGUCUGUGUUUGAGGAAAAUGCAAGGAAGGCCCUGGAUGUCCUCUGGGAGAGGAGACAGAGAGGAAGUGACUUGGUGGGGACUGUCAUCAAUAUCCAUAAUGAAGAAUGGGUCCGGAGGGACAGUGGAGUUGGUGCUGGUAUCGACUCAUACUAUGAGUAUCUGAUGAAGGCCUACAUACUCCUAGGAGACAAUGUUUUUCUGGAGAGGUUCAACAUUCACUACAGUGCCAUUAUGAAGUACAUCAGUCAGCCUCCCCUGCUGCUCAAUGUACAUAUGCACAACCCCACUGUGAGUGUGCGCAGCUGGAUGGACUCUCUCCUGGCAUUCUUCCCUGGCUUACAGGUUUUGAGGGGAGAUCUGAAACCAGCCAUUGAGACACAUGAAAUGCUUUACCAAGUCACCAAACAGCACAAAUUUCUUCCAGAGGCUUUCACUACAGAGUUUAGAGUUCAUUGGGGCCAACACCUACUGAGACCAGAGUUUGCGGAAAGCACCUACUACCUCUAUAAGGCCACUGGCGACCCCUACUACCUCAGAGUGGGACAGUCCAUUGUGGAAAAGCUCAAUGCCUAUGCCAGGGUGCCUUGCGGGUUUGCUGCUGUGCAAGAUGUUCGAACAGGGAUGCAUGAGGACAGGAUGGACUCGUUUUUUCUGGCUGAGAUGUUUAAAUACCUCUACCUGCUGUUUUCGGAGAAGAGUGAGCUUCCCAUAGAUAUCGAUGACUACAUCUUCACCACAGAGGCUCACCUUCUUCCUGUAUCUUUAUCCACCACCAAGCCACCCUGCCAAGACAACAAUACGGAGACAGUUGCUGUCCCUCAAGAAGAAGAUCUGUUCACACACUCUUGCCCCAGCAUGGAGACGUUGUUCCCCAACAACCCCUCAUUUGCCAAGACCAUCCGGGACGGCUACAAGUACCUCACAGGGGUGGGACGAGCGUUCCACCCCUUACCUGUCAGGGAAAUUGAACUGCCGCUCCAUGAUAAUGGUAUGGAGCCAGUAGAGUUCUUGAAAAGUAUGGGCAUUUCUCUUACUCCACUAAAUGAGGUCAUGGCAGGAGGCACCAGAAGUCAGAAGGAGCCUAAGGCAGUGUACCGGGUGAAACUUGUGGCAGAGGUAAACCAGAUGCCUGAGGAGGAGGAGGUGGUCCCUCAUAUUGUUCAACUCAUAUCCCCCCCUUUCCUGGGAAGGACGGUCCUCACAGCAGGACCUGCCAAGUUUGGAAUGGACCUCACCAAGCAGGAGCACGGGGUGAAGGGCGGCAUAGUGAAAGCCUCCCCCUACACUGCAUGUGGGCCAAUAGAUAAUGCAGCAGAGGUUAAAGGCCAUAUUGCCCUGGCGUUGCGCGGUGACUGCAUGUUCGCUGCAAAGGCUCGCCGGCUACAAGAGGCAGGAGCCAUAGGAGUCAUCUUUAUAGACCACCGUGAAGGAAGUAAUAGCAAGGACACUCCCCUCUUUCAGAUGGUUGGAGAUGGUGACUCCACUGAAGACAUAACCCUGCCUUUGGUCUUCCUGUUCAGUCGCGAGGGUGUCAUCCUCACAGCCGCUCUAGAGGAACAUCACAAUGUGGAUGUGCUGCUGCUAUCCAAGGAGAGGCAGCUGGGACAUGAUAAGAUGGAAAAACCUCUCGGCAUGAACAUCAAACUCCGCCUGGCAAGGGAGGGGAAGCUUGAGGAGGGAGCAACAGAAGGGCCUACCUUGGAGUUUGUCUUUGAGAAAGAUGAGAUGCUUGUAAGAGAAGAAGAGCUCAGAGGACAGCAACAGUUGGAGCAGCAGUUCUGCACAAAGGCAGCAGAGAAUGACAGAAUCCAACCGUGCUCGACAUCUCAAACCCCAAACUCUGAUACUGGACCAGAUGCAAACCCUUGACCAGUGCUGAUCCCGGAAGAGCCAAGUUUCCAAACACUGAUCCCUCAUCAGUUUCUGAAUGGCAUGUGCCUCAGAGUCUCUCACUGCCCUACAUGGAGCCCUAACAGACCCAGCCCUCAUGUUUACAACCAAUGAAGGAGUCAAGCAGUGCGAUUGCUACACUCUUGUCCUGUCAUGACUUUGAAGCCUAAAGAUGGUUCUGUAUUUAUUAGACAUAGAGUCAAAGUGGAGCUUUUAUUCUAUGCUGUGCGGGUGAAAUGAGGGAUCAUGAGCCUAAAUUAGGUGAUAAAAACCAAACAGCUGUAAGUUACGAUGACUGGGCUGGUGUUGCUCACACCAAAUCUGAAGUGUUGCUACUGUAGGAAGAAAGAAGCGUCGUUUUCAUUACUCUAACUGAAGCUGCCUCACGUUGUCUCUCCUCCUAUAAUCUGGAAAUCAUUCUCCCUCCACCAUUAUGGAGGAAUCCUCGAGUGCCCUAAAUGAACCUUAAGAAGAGGAGGAGAGAGGAGGCAUCUGGAGGACCUUAGAGCAAGGAAACAGAUGUAUCUCAUGCAGAGGCUUUUAAACGGAUGCCAACACCCCUUUGGUCAAAUGUCUUUAUUGAUUGACCAGCUGACCAGAGUAAACGGUCGGGCUGUUCUUUAAACACAGCACAUCAGGAAAAACUACUUGUGAAAUGACUGAAUCAUGAACCAGUCAAUCAUAAAAUACACUCUUGUAAAUUUUUUUCAUAGCCUCAACCUCAAAGUCCGUUAUCAGCCUGGUGUCACUAAAGGGUGCAUGAAUAACACACCAAUAUUUCCAAUCAGUUCUCCUGUUAUCAGUGCACUUUCAUUUUUUGCACUUUUCAUGUCAUUUUCGGUGCAAAUGUCCUAGAGCAAAAAAAGUUGUGUAAUAUUUUUAAUUUAUGUUAUACACUUAAUGUUUACUUACAUUACAUUACGUGUGCUAUGUAAGUAAACUCAUUUUAACUCAAACCAUAAUCUUUUUGUCUAUGGAACCAAAGGGCUUGCUCUUUUGGCAAUUUCAGCUCCUCCAUCUUUUCCUUGCAUCUUUCUCUUGAUCGCUGCAAGGAGCUAAGAGGUGUGGAUGAGACCCUAGUGAGGGAAGCAGGGAGACUUGCUGGCUUAAUGAAAAGCACCCUGAGGACCUUUCCGCUAUGCCCUCUCCCAACCUACUUUCACUCUGUUUAUACGUCCUUGCGGAGGGUUCACCAAAUGAAUGCCAUCCCAAACCAAUCACAUUGGAGUUGAGGUGGGUUAUAAAACCUUCCCUCAGCAAGUCUACAUUGAUGCGGACUCUCAUUACAUUUUGUUCUGAACGCAGAAAAAAUCAAAUGUAAAAUUACCUCCCCCUAGAAAAACCAGUCCAGGCAAAAAUGCACUCUGCUAGGUCUUUAUGCAGCGCAGUUUAUGUUUAAUGUAGAUUGCAGCUUUUCACUUCAACAACUAAUGGAGUUUAUAUCUGUUGCGCAGCACUGAGACAGGAGUGGGUAUUAUGAAAAGAGUAAGAAGAAAGAGAAAGACAAAUGAGAAAUACAUAAGGGUCCAUCAGCACAACUGUCUGGACCAAAAUUAUUAAACCUUGAAGUCAUGCCUCCGAUUAUGAGAGCGCACUGCCUGAGGAGAUACAACAUGCUCAUUCUACGGCGCCUGGGUCUUAAACCCACAUGAUCAUGUUGAGGUACCCAGAGAAGUGAAUUAUGAGGUGGCUUCACAUAUGAUUAUGACCAAUACAUGAAAGUCCGUCAGCAAAACAGCCUGGACUACAGCCUAUAGCUAUAUAAUUUACUAUAUCUUAAGCAUUCAUGGGCAAACACCAAGGGCAAGUCACGAGCUUGCUGAGGUACCUGCUGAGUGAGGGAUCACAGAUCACUUCACAUUAUGACUUAAGAGGACAGUCUGAAACUGCUUCGUUGCAUUGUUGAUGUCGACUCAAAGCCCCUGAACAUUUUGGUGGAAACUGCAAAGUAAUAGCAUGAAUGGCUGAUUUGUUAUCAAUUUUCAAAGUUUUAAACACCACCACCUGGUCUUCUUGCUUGCAAUGCCUAUUCAAGAAGUUUGGCAAAGGGACCGGACCUAUGUGCAAAGUUUAAUUUAUUUUCAUGCAUGGGAAGGACGAUUUCAUGGUAGUAAUAAUAAUAAUCCUAAUAACUACAACAUACUAAAUGUUCAGUAAUAGUGGAUUAGUACUUGGCCAGUAGGGGGAGUUAGCGGCCAUAACUUCUCAGUAAUAUAAUGUUAGCAAAUGAAGGAGAAGAGCUGGGGCCAAUUAUUUUAUUUUAUUUUGUAAUUAUAAGAUACUUCAGGGAAUUUCAAGAGUGAAUGCAAUUUGCGAGGUUGAUCCAUUUGAUGAAGUGUCUGUGUGUUGAUGGGUUCUGCAUUUUCCCUGUGCUGCAAUGUGUGUGUGUGUUUGUGUGCGCACGGUGUGGAAUAACUUAUGUCAAAGAAUGCAUCUCAACUAAAACAUCAUUGCCAUCAGGUGAGACUCUCAUCAUGCAAGGAAUUAAGAAUAAAAAGUCUGUAGGAUCGAC
Scatophagus argus is the source of this 5933-nucleotide messenger RNA. Its product is annotated as ER degradation-enhancing alpha-mannosidase-like protein 3. Gene Ontology annotation, biological process: mannose trimming involved in glycoprotein ERAD pathway; endoplasmic reticulum mannose trimming; carbohydrate metabolic process. Gene Ontology annotation, cellular component: membrane; endoplasmic reticulum. Lineage: Eukaryota; Metazoa; Chordata; Actinopteri; Scatophagidae. The transcript has 21 exons. Bases 803 to 3400 code for a protein of 865 amino acids. Gene Ontology annotation, molecular function: calcium ion binding; mannosyl-oligosaccharide 1,2-alpha-mannosidase activity. The record is from RefSeq and is a predicted model, not a curated record.